GCGGGCGGCGCCGCCUCUCCGCAGCAGCAGGCGGUGGUUAAAGGCGGUGGCGGGAGGCCGGUUUCGUCGCCCUCGCACCCGCUCGGAUUUUUUCCAGUGAAAAUUAACCACGCAAAGUAAGCGAAGAUGUCCGUGGAUCCAAUGACCUACGAGGCCCAGUUCUUUGGCUUCACGCCACAAACCUGCAUGCUGAGGAUCUACAUCGCAUUUCAGGACUACUUGUUUGAAGUGAUGCAGGCCGUCGAGCACGUUAUUCUGAAGAAGCUGGAGGACAUCCCGGGCUGUGAGAUUAGCCCCGUCCAGAUUCGUAAAUGCACAGAGAAGUUUCUUGGCUUCAUGAAAGGACGUUUCGAUAACCUUUUUGGCAAAAUGGAGCAGCUGUUUUUACAGUUGAUCCUUCGUAUUCCCCCAAACAUCUUGCUUCCGGAAGAUAAGCCUCAGGAGGUGCACCCCUGUACUGAGGAAGAAUUCCAUCUUCUCCAGAAAGAAAUCGAACAGCUACAAGAGAAGUAUAAGACUGAAUUAUGCGCUAAGCAGGCCCUUCUCGCAGAAUUAGAGGAACAAAAAAUUGUUCAGGCCAAACUUAAGCAGACAUUGGCUUUGUUUGAUGAGCUUGAAAAUGCCGGCAGAGAUCACGGCACUAGUGAUUUUAGGGAGAGCUUGGUGUUCCUGGUCCAGAACUCCAGAAAACUCCAGACUAUUAGGGACAAUGUGGAACAGGAAGGCAAAAGAAUGAAAAUAUCUUAAUUUCUAAGUAGCAACAGGAGCUCAUUAGAAAGUAGAAUAGUAAAGAUUUAUAUCAUUGAUAUUCUAGUGAACUGUACAUCUUACGGGAUUUCCUUUGUUUGCUCUUUGCUGUACUCCACACCUCCCUCUGUCUUGGUCCACUCUGCUGAGGUAGCUCCGCACGCCCUGGACUAAUCUCUGGAGCAUCUGUUCCCUAGCGACCUCUCGUCAGCGGGUCGGGAUUCCUGGUCCAGUAACAAUUCCCUGGGGGCCAUGACUGAAGAGGCAGGGUCUCCCUGGCCGGUCAGAGAUGUUUGUAAAGCUGUUCCUUGGUCCUCUGUAACUUGGUCCUUUCGACUUACUCCUUGGAUGCGAUCAAAUGAGAAAAAGGUGCAGUGGGUGGCUUCGUUACGAACCAGCCGCUGCCCCGCGAGACUGAAGCCAGCUCGGCCUGCCUGCUCUCGUCCGCCAGCGUGUCUUGCGCGGGGACGUCAGCUGAGGGAAAGAAGCGAGUAGAACGAUACACGUGAUCUUUGAGAAAGAGCAAACAAGUUGUUUUCGUUCCUAAACUAGAACCUCUCUGUGACGUGGAGCAGUCCGCCGUCGGGGAGCCCAGCAGGGGAAGACCGUGGGCAAAGGAGAGGCAGGUCUCACUGGGGUAGAAGGGGAAGCCCGGAACAGAGCGAAGAGCAAAGUUGAUGCGAACUGACCGCUAGGCAUUUAUAUCAUUUUUUUCAUACCUCGGUUAGUUUUGGAAUCUGCCCUGUACCUAAUAUUUUUAAAAUUAUUUAUUCAUACUCCUAAGCAUCAAAUAUUUAGUACCCACAGUGGGGAAAUUUUAGCUGUCUUGUGCUUAAAUUUAGUGGAGUCUAAUAUUUUCUUCUGAAAUUAAUCCAUGUGACAUGUUGUGUCACCCAGAGAAAGAGCAUGAAUAGCAGUCAGGGCGUUUCCCUCCGCGUCUUCCUUAAAGAACAGGUUUGGAGUUUCUCCCUUAUGCAGAAGAGUAACUUGGGACAUUAAUGUUUGCAAUUAAAUAUUCAUAGAUUUAAGAUGCCUGUGUUUACCUGGAAUAUGUUUAUCAUCAAAGUGUCUUUUUUCCAAUCCUGUACAUGAAAUGCACAUAUUUUAAAGGCUUUGGUUGUUGAUUUUCUGUUAUUUAAGUAACCUCAGCG
Molecule: messenger RNA, 1898 nt
Organism: Neomonachus schauinslandi (Hawaiian monk seal)
Lineage: Eukaryota; Metazoa; Chordata; Mammalia; Carnivora; Phocidae
Gene: MIS12
Product: MIS12 kinetochore complex component
Exons: 2
Coding region: 127-747 (206 amino acids)
Biological process (GO): mitotic sister chromatid segregation; kinetochore assembly; mitotic cell cycle
Cellular component (GO): chromosome, centromeric region; nucleus
Source: RefSeq, a predicted model, not a curated record